Molossus molossus (Pallas's mastiff bat) is the source of this 1845-nucleotide messenger RNA. RefSeq names its product POU class 2 homeobox 3 (gene POU2F3). The record is from RefSeq and is a predicted model, not a curated record. Gene Ontology annotation, biological process: regulation of transcription by RNA polymerase II. The coding region runs from base 1 to 1644 and encodes 547 amino acids. Gene Ontology annotation, cellular component: nucleus. The transcript has 14 exons. Gene Ontology annotation, molecular function: DNA-binding transcription factor activity, RNA polymerase II-specific; RNA polymerase II cis-regulatory region sequence-specific DNA binding. Lineage: Eukaryota; Metazoa; Chordata; Mammalia; Chiroptera; Molossidae.
AUGGAGGCCCCUGGCUCCUCGUAUGCAAAUCGCUGCUUUGCCUGGGCCGGGGGCCAGGAGCCCGGGCCCUGCCAGGGGGCGUGGCCGAGGCCCCCGCCCGCGCCGCGCGGUGCGCUCACCUGGGCAAGUGGCAGUCGCGGCCCCGCCAAGCGCUACCCGCGGGACAAGUGGGGCGCGCGACGGCUGCGCUCGGCUCCGCGGCGUCCACGGCGCUACGCUUGGGGGCGGCAGGAGGAGACCCUGGCUUCGCAGGGGGCCCGCCUGGGGCCCGCGCAAGGAGCCUGGGGGGGCGCUGGUUUUGGCCCCGCCUGGGGCAGGAUGGUGAAUCUGGAACUCAUGCACACAGAUAUCAAGAUGAGCGGGGAUGUAGCCGACUCCACGGACGGCCACAACGCUCUCAGCCAGGUGGAGACAGGUCGGCACCGGGAUUUCUCUGGCCCCCACAUGAACAACACCAGCACCCUGCUGACCGCAGGCUCUGUGCAGAUCAAAACGGAGGACCUCAGCGACUCCCUGCAGCAGACCCUCUCCCACAGGCCCUGCCACCUGAGCCAGGGACCCGCCGUGAUGUCUGGAAGCCAAAUGUCUGGGGAUAUGACUUCCCUGCACCCCCUGCAGCAGCUCGUGCUGGUUCCUGGCCACCUGCAGUCUGUGUCCCAGUUCCUGCUGUCGCAGACCCAGCCUGGGCAGCAAGGUCUGCAGCCAAAUCUUCUCCCUUUUCCACAGCAACAGAGUUCUCUCCUCCUCCCACAGACGGGGCCUGGCCUGGCGUCCCAGGCAGUGGGGCGUGCGGGGCUGCCCGGGUCCUCCGUGGAGCCCCACCUGGAGGUGUCCCAGCACCUCCCGGUGCCCAAGUACCAGCCCGGCACGGGAGGGGCCGACGAGCCCAGCGACCUGGAGGAGCUGGAGAAGUUCGCCAAGACCUUCAAGCAGAGGCGCAUCAAGCUGGGCUUCACUCAGGGGGACGUGGGGCUGGCGAUGGGGAAGCUGUACGGCAACGACUUCAGCCAGACCACCAUCUCGCGGUUCGAGGCCCUCAACCUGAGCUUCAAGAACAUGUGCAAGCUCAAACCUCUGCUGGAGAAGUGGCUGAGCGACGCAGAAUCCUCCCCCUCCGACCCCUCGGUGAGCACCCCCAGCUCCUACCCCACCCUCAGUGAGGUGUUCGGCCGGAAGAGGAAGAAGCGCACCAGCAUUGAGACCAACAUUCGCCUGACCCUGGAGAAGAGAUUCCAGGAUAACCCCAAACCCAGCUCCGAGGAGAUCUCCAUGAUCGCAGAGCAGCUGUCCAUGGAGAAGGAGGUGGUGAGGGUUUGGUUCUGCAACCGACGCCAGAAGGAAAAGCGAAUCAACUGUCCUGUGGCCACGCCCAUCAAAUCGCCCAUCUAUUCGUCCCGUCUGGUGUCUCCCCCCGGGUCUCUGGGCCCCCUCGCCAUCCCUCCUGUCCACAGCACGAUGUCUGGAACAGUGACAUCGUCCUGUUCCCCUGGGAACAGCAGCAGGCCUUCCUCUCCCAGCUCAGGACUCCGCGCCAGCAGCCCCACAGCCUCUCAGAAUAACUCCAAAGCAGCCGUGAACGCCUCCUCCAGUUUUAACUCUUCAGGAUCUUGGUACCGAUGGAAUCAUCCCACCUACCUCCACUGAGACCAAACAAUUUCUCCUGUGCCACCUGGCCCCGUACCCCGGAAGGAAGGGAGUCGUGCCUUCUCUGUGGACAGAUUGCUUUCAGAAGAGAACCCCACUGUCGCUAACCCAGACUCUUGCCUCCUUCAGGGGCAAGAGCCUCGGAAAUUCAAACUGUGAUCGAACCGUGUGUUGACUCCUAGUUUCCAGAAAACAUAUACC